This is a messenger RNA of Eutrema salsugineum, 3407 nucleotides long. Its product is annotated as leucine-rich repeat receptor-like protein kinase PXL1. Gene Ontology annotation, molecular function: protein binding; ATP binding; protein kinase activity. The coding region runs from base 245 to 3340 and encodes 1031 amino acids. NCBI's taxonomy places the organism in Eukaryota, Viridiplantae, Streptophyta, Magnoliopsida, Brassicales, Brassicaceae. The transcript has a single exon. Gene Ontology annotation, biological process: protein phosphorylation. The record is from RefSeq and is a predicted model, not a curated record.
ACAAAUUGUAAUUUUCGCCAAUGGAAUUGGUACAUUAUUCCACCGAUAAGAAAAGAAACACAAUCAUGAUAAAAUAAUUGAGAGAGAUUAAAAUAAAAUAAGAUUCUGACUAAUCAUUGUUUUCCAGCUUUUCGUUUCUCCACUCUCCUGUAUUCACCUUCUCUUGGGGACCUUCAAUCUCAGUUAGUUGGCCUAAAAAUGCGAUAAAAUUAGCCUAGCCAAUAGUAAACAACCAGAAGAGCAAAUGGAAAUUCCUCAACUUUUCUUCCUCUUCUAUUACAUUGGUUUCUCUCUUGUCCCUUUUGUUUAUUCUGAAACAUUUCCAGGUUAUGAUGAACAAGAGAUCUUGUUGGCCAUCAAGUCAGACCUGUUUGAUCCUUCAAAUAAUCUCAACGAUUGGAAGAGGCCUGAAAAUGCCACAGCAUUUACUGCAUCCGUUCAUUGUAACUGGACCGGAGUUCACUGCGAUUCAAAUGGCGCCGUGGCUAAGCUUCUUCUCCCUAACAUGAAUCUCAGCGGAAACAUCUCAGAUCAGAUUCAGAGCUUCCCUUCUCUGCAAGUCCUUGAUCUCAGCAACAACGCAUUUGAGUCUUCUCUUCCUCAGUCUCUUUCUAAUCUCACUUCUCUGAAGGUCUUCGACGUGAGUGUUAACAGCUUCUUUGGAACCUUUCCAUACGGUUUAGGAAUGGCCACUGGUCUUACACACGUCAAUGCCUCGAGCAACAAUUUUUCUGGGUUUCUCCCUGAAGAUCUCGGCAACGCAACUACACUUGAGGUUUUGGACUUUCGUGGAGGUUACUUUGAAGGCUCGGUGCCUUCUUCUUACAAGAAUCUUAAGAAUCUUAAGUUUCUCGGUCUGUCGGGAAAUAACUUUGGCGGAAAGCUACCGAAAGUGAUUGGUGAGCUCUCUUCCUUGGAGACCAUCAUUCUUGGUUACAAUGGCUUCACAGGCGAGAUUCCAGAAGAGUUUGGGAAGCUGACGCGGCUUCAGUACCUCGAUUUGGCUGUCGGGAACCUUACGGGCCAGAUUCCAUCUUCUUUGGGGCAGCUGAAACAGCUUACAACAGUUUAUCUCUACCAGAACUGCCUCACAGGGAAGAUUCCUCGAGAAGUCGGUAAUAUGACUUCUCUUGUGUUUCUUGAUGUGUCUGAUAACCAGAUUACAGGAGAAAUACCUACGGAAGUAGCUGAGUUGAAGAAUCUGCAGCUUCUGAAUUUGAUGAGGAAUCAGCUCACGGGAAUCAUUCCAUCAAAGAUUGCUGAUUUACCAAAUCUCGAGGUUCUUGAGCUGUGGCAAAACUCUCUGAUGGGUUCCUUACCGGUACAUUUGGGCAAGAGUUCGCCAUUGCAAUGGUUAGAUGUCUCAUCAAACAAGCUAACAGGCGAAAUCCCAUCGGGAUUGUGCUAUUCCAGAAGCCUCACAAAGCUCAUUCUCUUCAACAAUUCAUUCUCAGGUCAGAUUCCAGAGGAAAUCUUCUCAUGCCCGACUUUAGUUCGUGUACGAAUCCAGAAAAAUCUCAUUUCCGGAACAAUACCAGCCGGUUCAGGUGACUUACCAAUGCUUCAACAUCUAGAACUAGCAAAAAACAACCUCACUGGUCAAGUUCCAGAUGAUAUAGCAUUAUCUACCUCACUCUCAUUCAUAGACUUAUCCUUUAAUCAUCUUUCAUCCCUACCUUCAGCCAUUUUCUCAAGUCCUAAUCUCCAAACCUUCAUCGCCUCACAUAACAGCUUUGCUGGAAAAAUACCUAACCAGAUUCAGGAUCGUCCAUCUUUGUCUGUCCUGGAUAUUUCCUUCAACCAUUUCUCAGGUGAGAUCCCAGAAAGGAUUGCUUCCUUUGAAAAACUUGUGAGUCUAAAUCUUAAGAGCAACCAACUGGUUGGAGAAAUACCCGAGGCGUUAGCUGGGAUGCACAUGUUAGCUGUUCUUGACCUCUCAAACAAUUCUCUAACGGGGAAUAUACCACAGAGCUUGGGAGCUUCUCCAACACUGGAGAUGCUAAACGUGUCAUUCAACAAACUCACAGGACCCGUUCCUUCAUAUGGGCUGUUUGCAGGCAUAAACCCAAACGAUCUCGUGGGAAACGAUGGCUUAUGUGGUGGAGUUCUACCUCCUUGUCCUAAGAGCCUGGCUUUGUCAGCAAGAGGGGGGAAUAAAGGGAGAAUUCACGUGAAUCACGCAAUCUUUGGGUUUAUUGUUGGAACUGCGGUCAUCUUGUCUCUGGGGAUGAUGUUUUUAGCAGGGAGGUGGGUAUACAGAAGAUGGGAUCUUUACAGCAACUUUGCCAGAGAGUAUUUGUUCUGCAAGCAGCCUCAGGAGGAGUGGCCAUGGAGACUCGUAUCGUUCCAGAGACUGUGUUUCACAGCAGGAGACAUCUUAUCACACAUCAAAGAAUCAAACAUCAUUGGAAUGGGAGCCAUGGGGAUUGUUUACAAAGCAGAAGUCAUGAGACGGCCCUUACUCACAGUAGCAGUGAAAAAACUCUGGAGAUCAUCAUCACCACAGAGUGAUAUCGAAGAUCAUCAUCAUCAUCAAGAAGAAGAAGAAGAGGACAUACUUAGAGAAGUGAACCUGCUAGGUGGUAUCCGACAUAGAAACAUUGUGAAGAUUCUUGGUUACAUUCACAAUGAAAGAGAAGUGAUGAUGGUGUACGAGUACAUGCCCAACGGGAACUUGGGCACUGCUUUGCAUUCCAAAGAUGAGAAAUUCUUACUCAGAGAUUGGGUCUCGCGAUACAAUGUCGCCGUCGGAGUCGUUCAAGGGCUCAAUUACUUGCACAACGAUUGCUACCCGCCGAUCAUUCACAGGGACAUCAAAUCUAAUAACAUACUCCUCGACUCAAACCUCGAGGCGAGGAUAGCGGAUUUCGGAUUGGCGAAGAUGAUGAUCCACAAGAACGAGACGGUUUCCAUGGUGGCCGGAUCUUAUGGGUACAUAGCACCGGAGUAUGGAUACACACUGAAGAUCGACGAGAAGAGCGAUAUAUACAGUUUAGGGGUGGUGCUUCUGGAAUUGGUGACUGGGAAAAUGCCGAUAGAUUCUUCGUUUGAGGAAUCGAUUGACGUCGUCGAGUGGAUCCGGAUUAAGAUGAAGAAGAACGAGAGCUUGGAAGAAGUGCUUGACACGAGCAUCGCCGGGGAGUGUAGACACGUUAUCGAAGAGAUGCUUCUGGCACUACGAAUCGCUCUUCUAUGCACUGCGAAGCUCCCAAAAGAUAGACCAUCGAUAAGGGACGUCAUCACGAUGCUCGCGGAGGCGAAACCACGCCGGAAAAGUGUGUGCAGUUCCGCCGGAGACAUGCCGAUUUUCAGAAACUCGCCGGUGGUAGGAUUGAUUUAGAAGGUCGGAGGACGUAAGGGUAUUUUUGUCAUUCCUGGGACCUUUGGGAGUUUGGAGAGAAGAAGUU